CGCCAUCAUGGCGGGAGGCAGCGCCGGCGGUCGGGGCGCCGGGGCCGGCGGCCGGUGAGGCUGAGGGGGUCGGGGUGUUUUUGGGGUGCCGCCGGGCUCCCAGAGCUCACGUCCACCCCUGGUGCGGCUCUUCCUCUCGCCAGGCCCCGGCCCCAGCUCGAUGGGGUGUUCCUGCGGCGCUUCCUGAGGAUCCAGGCUGUCUUGUUUCCCCAGUGGCCCUCCCGGAACGCGCUGAUGUUCCUGACGCUGCUCUGUGUCGCCUUGCUGGAGCAGCUAGUUAUUUAUCAGGUCGGCGUGAUCCCCAGCCAGUACUACGAGGUCCUGGGGAACAAGGACUUCUCCGGAUUCAAAGCGCUGACUGCCAUUGCCCUGACCCUGAUCGUGGUGAACUCCACGCUAAAAAGCUUCGACCAGUUUAUCUGCAACCUGAUGUACGUGAGCUGGAGGAAAUCCCUCACCGAAUACCUCCACCGCUGCUACUUCCAGGGCCAGGUUUACUACAGCCUGCAUGUUCUGCACGAGGACAUCGAUAACCCGGACCAGCGCAUCAGCCAGGAUGUGGAGAGGUUUUGCAAGCAGCUCAGCUCCAUGGCCAGCAAGCUCGUCAUCUCUCCCUUCACGCUGGCCUACUACACGUACCAGUGCUUCCACAGCACAGGCUGGCUAGGCCCCGUGAGCAUCUUCGGGUAUUUCGUCAUCGGGACAAUCGUUAACAAGGUAUUGAUGAGCCCGAUUGUGUCUAAACUUGUGCAGCAGGAAAAGCUGGAGGGGGAUUUCAGGUUCAAGCACAUGCAGAUUCGGGUCAAUGCAGAACCAGCUGCUUUCUACAGGGCCGGGCGAGUGGAGCACAUGCGCACGAACCGCAGGCUGCAGAGUUUGCUGCAGACCCAGAGGGAGCUGAUUGGCAAGGAGCUGUGGCUCUACAUUGGGAUCAACACCUUUGACUACCUGGGCAGCAUCCUGAGCUACGUGGUCAUUGCCAUUCCUAUCUUUUCUGGCGUCUACGGUGACCUGAGUCCAACAGAGCUCAGCGCCCUGGUCAGCAAGAAUGCCUUCGUUUCCAUCUACCUCAUCAGCUGCUUCAGCCAGCUCAUAGAUCUCUCCAGCACCGUGACCGAUGUAGCUGGCUACACACACAGGAUUGGUGAACUGCAGGAAACCUUGCUGAGUCUUGGCAGAAGAAAAAAUGAAAACUACGCAGAAGCCAAAGCCAGCUGGGACCUGGACAGCUAUGCUGGGCAGGACGCAGUGCCGAAGGACACGGCUUUCCUUCUGGAGCGAGUGACGCUCUCAGUGCCAUCCUCUGGCAAGCUGCUCAUUAAAGACCUGAGCCUCAGGAUCUCAGAAGGAGACAGCGUGAUGAUCGUGGGGAACACCGGCACAGGGAAAACAUCUCUCCUGAGGGUCCUCGGGGGACUCUGGGAAAGCACACGGGGGAGUAUCCAGAUGCUGACCUGCUUUGGCCCCCAUGGAGUGCUGUUCCUGCCGCAGCGGCCGUUCUUCACCGAUGGCAGCCUGCGCGAGCAGGUGAUCUAUCCCCUGAAGGAGAUCUAUCCAGUUUCAGGGCCUGCGGAUGAUGAGAGAAUCGUGCGAUUCCUGGAGCUGGCCGGGCUGACUGAUUUGCUGGCAAGGGCUGGAGGACUGGACGAGCAGGUGGACUGGAACUGGUAUGACAUCCUGUCCCCAGGGGAGAUGCAGAGGCUCUCAUUUGCACGUCUCUUCUACCUCCAGCCAAGAUACGCAGUGCUAGAUGAAGCCACCAGCGCCCUGACGGAAGAGGUGGAGCAUGAGCUGUACCGUGUGUGCCUUCAGCUGGGCAUGACGCUGGUCAGCGUGGGACACAGGCCCAGCCUGGAGAAGUUCCACAGCUGGAUUUUGAAGCUUCAUGGAGAGGGAAGAUGGGAACUCAUGCGAUGUGAGAGGAUGAAGCGGCUCCCGUCUGAGGAAGGAUGCUGAUAAACAUGCCCGAGUCCGCACAGCUGCACAAGCUGCGUAUCCCUGGGAGAGCUCUGAAGAGCAGACUGGGAGUGCAGAGCCGGCAGCUGUCAGCAAGGGAUUCACUUGGUGCAAAACCAGUUACAGAUUUUGCCGAUGGAUGCAGGGCCAAGUCUGAACUUAUGCCAGGACCGGACAUGUCUCCCCUAUCCCUCUCAGUCCCACUCUUUGUCCUCCUUACCACUCACGGGGGAAGGGACUGAGCUGCUGGGCUGCUGAAAAAGACAACAUUACCUCAUGGGGUUCGUAGAAGCCAUGGGCAGAGGAACCUCCACCCAUCCAGGAUGCAGCAGUGCAAGGAUGGGCUGCAACCUGAUACUGUGCUGUCUGUGCCUCGCUGGGACCUCUGCCUCUGAUGUACAGCCCUGCAGAAUGGGCUCUGGUUCUACAGAACGGGCUUCUGAGCUGCUGGCUCCACAAGCAGUUAAGGGAUGCAUUGUAAUGGGAGGAGGAGGCUGGCACAGAAAAGGACAUGGCUCUCCUCUCCUUAAGACACAGGGUUAAGGUUCAAAUAAACGUGUUUUGUAUUAAAAUCUGGGGC
Messenger RNA from Cygnus atratus (black swan), 2536 nucleotides. It is a transcript of the gene ABCD4, whose product is annotated as ATP binding cassette subfamily D member 4. The coding region runs from base 235 to 1956 and encodes 573 amino acids. Gene Ontology annotation, biological process: fatty acid beta-oxidation; peroxisome organization; long-chain fatty acid import into peroxisome. NCBI's taxonomy places the organism in Eukaryota, Metazoa, Chordata, Aves, Anseriformes, Anatidae. Gene Ontology annotation, molecular function: ATP hydrolysis activity; long-chain fatty acid transmembrane transporter activity; ATP binding. The transcript is spliced from 18 exons. The record is from RefSeq and is a predicted model, not a curated record. Gene Ontology annotation, cellular component: peroxisomal membrane.